AGCCAGUGCUUCGAUGGCAUGCAACCUUGAGCGCGAAUCGCUUUGGCACGUUACCUGCGAUCAAAACUAAACCAAGAAGCGCCAACAGGCGGCGUGAGGGGAUCUCGUACAUUGCAUUCCACGCGGCGAAUGCGAUAAGAAAGUCAGCAUGGCUAUAAAAUCAGAGCAACAAUACGAGGAUUUGUUACUGUUCCACGACCGAAAAUGGAAAAUCCAACAUAUUUGGUGCUUCAAUAUUUUCUGUUAUUGUUCUUAGUGUCAUUUUGCAAUUGUUUGGAAUGUUUAGAAAAACAAAUUGUUAAUAAUGAGACGAUUAUCUGGUUUGCACCAUCAAGACCAUCAGUGGCGUCUUCUCCGCUCGACCCAUACAAGCCCGUCUAUUCACAACCAGUUUGUAUCAACGAAAAAGGAUUUGUUGCAUUAAGGGUAUGCAACUUCCUAACUGGCCAAUUUGAAACACCACAACCCGAGUGUCGUAGUAUUCAAAGGAAUGAAUCAUGCAUGGAAGGAUAUACAUUAGCGAACCUACAUAAUGAACAAUUCAUUUGUUAUUUAUUGACCGACACUACACAGAAAUAUAACUCUUCAAUGAAAUGCCCAAACACCCAGUUAUUGCAAACGGCAUCUAAACAAUGGUAUGAACUUCUUAGUGGUACAUAUCCUAUAUGGUUACCAUGGAAACGAAAUGAUGUGAAUGGAGGAGUGGGCGAUUUUGUAAUGCCUUCGCUCUUCUAUUACUAUGCUUCAUAUAUCGAGGAACCAAUAGACUUAUUAGAAGUAUUCGACUCCACCAAAGACUUGCAAAAUCAAACCUGUCUGUCAUUGUACAAAAAUCAUUACAGCACAGACUGUAACUUACAGAGAUACCAUGUUUGCUUGCAAGAAGUGCUGUUAGAAUACAACUUCACAUACCCAGAUUUCUGCAGCAAGAAAAAUUCGGAAUGUUUAACAUCUCCUAAACCGUACUUGAAUGGUAUAACAUGUAUCUGCCCAAGCAUGUGCCCAACCCCAUCGACGCAUCCAUUAGCCAAACGUGACUGUGGCAUAGGUAUUGAAAUAAAUUCAGAUGGCGUUCUCGUUUGGUCGGCCAACCAGCUUCAGGUCAACAACACGUUCUGGGUUCCGAGUUUAGCAGAGUUUCUUCUGGCCGACCCAAGUACAUAUUUUAUAAUAUGGGUAAACAUACAAUCUCCUGGUUGGGCCAUUUCAGAAAUAGAUCCGGGAUGUACAAUGUGCGAAACGUACUGGGAGUUGGAAAAACCCUCGAUUCAAUUAUGGUACAACCCUCAGAAUAAUGAGUUUCUCGUUGAUGUGAAGAAUCCAGAAGGUAUGUUUCAAAUAUCUGAUGAUUUUGGAAUAUUUUGUAACUCUCAUGAAAAUAUGGGCGUUCUAAAAUUGCGGUUUGAAUCUAAUAAAGAAUGGAUUUCUCCGGGGGUAUGGCAAUGUGAAAUAUUUUACAUUGCCGACACUUCAAAAAGCAUUUUAAGCAACAAGGUUUCUGUAUUUGGACUAAUAAAGUACUUAAUUCUUCAAAUAACAUGCACUAAAUUAAUCUCGGAGUGUACUACGGAGGUGGAAGCAAUCAUUCAUUACACGAUUUUACCAUUAACUCGGAUGAAUUUAGUUGUUGAAGACGAGGUCAUUAAAAUUGAUCAAACUUACCAAAUUAAUAUCGUAUUAAACAAGUUUGACAUCGAGAGGGAGAUAUUUGACAGAACAAAAGAAAAGUUUAUAAAUGAAGCCGAACAUUUAAAUCCGAGACUCUACAGCCUAAACUUCUGUGAAGCUUUCUCGGUGUCUCAAAAUGGACAUACGUUAUAUUUUGCGGAAACUCUUGUCAACAACGUGGCAACAACAAAUUGCUCUGAUGUGGACGGAUAUAGGGUAAAAAUCACUUGCGUGGAAGAUCAUACCAACGGCGCCCGAUUCUCGCCAGUACCAGAGUGUUACAGUUAUGAAAGAAAUCGUACCACAGACCUGGCUGAUCUGGAAACAUCUACUGCAGACCCUACCGAAAUUCUAACAAAUCUUACACAAAUCGUGCAAGACAAAGAGUACCCUUUUAGCGCAGGGGACUUGAAUAAAAUUGCAAAUAUAUUAAACAAUGUUGUUGAUUACGUAAUAGAAGAAGAUUUUCUAGAAACCAUCAAUGUAGUGAUGGAAAUAAAUUGGAAUAUUUUAGAAGAAGCACAAACCGAAUUCAAUGCAACCGAUUCAAUCUUAGACAAUAUCGAUAGUGUAUUGUCGUCUUACAAUUUAGAAGAAAACGAACAACAAAUUGAAUUUCCAAACAUCGUGACUUUCAUUAUGAAAAAUACAUCUGAGUAUCGAGGUAUGGGAUUAACAAUGCAAAAUGAAAUCAAAUCGAUAAAAAAACUCACGAUGGAUGAACUCCUUGAAUUGGAAAAUUGGGAAGUUGUUGCAUAUAUAAACUAUACCUUGGAAAAUAUUGACGAAAAUGAGAUAAAUACCGAAAGUGAUUCAGAAACUACUUCGAUUACACUAUUUCAAAACUCUGUGUUGUUCAAUGAACCACCAAACGGUACAAGCGACGAGCAUGAUGUGUACAAACGUGUUUUUGGAAUCCUCGUGCCUGAUGAAUUAUUUUUACAAACCGAGGUAGAAAUUAUUAUAAUAUUCCCAUCGCUUGAAUCUUCAACUGUUAAAGAAGAAUGUGCUCUGUGGCAUUACGGUCAUUUAAUCAAAGGCAGUUGGUUGGCCAGCACAAAUUCUAAGUCAGAUUCGCACUGGAGCAAAUACACGAUCUGCAGUUACAACCACACCACCCAUUUUGGACAACUGUUACUGACACAUGAAAUUCUCAACCCUCUGAGCGAACAAAUUCUAUCAGUGCUGACUUUAAUCGAGUGUAUCUUCUCCUGCCUUGGCAUUCUUGCUAUUUUCUUCACAGCUAUCAUCUUUCCUUCGUGGGGUUUAAAUCAUAUUCGUAUUUUGAACUUUUGCUUUGUAUUGUUGCUGCAAACCGUGCUUCUUUUCAUCAGUACUAAUAUAGCUGAUGUAAGUUCCAACUCGACAGGAUGUGUAGUGGUUGGAGUGAUGUUGCAUUUUAUAGUUUUAUCGCAAUUUUGCUGGAUGGUUGUGGUAGCCGAGAAACAAUUACAGCUUUUUGUGGUCGUGUUCAAUACUAGAUCUUUUGAUACCAAGUGGGUUAUGUUGUUCACUUAUGGUCUGCCGCUGAUCAUUGUUGCAAUCACAUUAGGGGUGGAUGUGAAUACUUAUAGUAGGAAUAGCGUGGAAGCUAUAAAUAUCUGCUAUCCUGAAGGAGGUGCUUUAAUAUUUUCCUUGCUAGUUCCAGGUCUCUUAGCAAUCUUAUGCAACGGUGGAAUAUAUGCGUGGAUCAUUUAUGUCUUGUAUUUCAAGAAGGAGAAAGUUAAAAAGUCAAAUGCCACCUCUGAUCUUGUAUUGAAACUACGCCUCUUUGGACAAUUGUUCUUUACUUUAGGUAUCACGUGGUGGUUUGGGUUAUUAGCUUUCAUCUUUGAGAGUUCAGUGAUGAUCUAUUUAUUUUCUAUUACAACCUCCAUGCAAGGAUUUGUUAUAUUUUUGCUUGUUAUUGUUGCCAAUCAGAAAGUUCGGGUGAUGUAUAAAAUUUGGUACGAUUCUAUUUUGAAACGAUUUUGUGUAAAAUAAUACAAAGCAUCUUAUAUUAUAUUCUCCCCAGCUGUAUGACUAUAUGUAUUAGAAAAUAUAAAUAUGUGGCUAUUAAAAAUUUUAGAGAUAAAUAAAUAUUUUACGCCAGA
This is a messenger RNA of Dalotia coriaria, 3761 nucleotides long. RefSeq lists its product as uncharacterized. The coding region runs from base 205 to 3651 and encodes 1148 amino acids. The transcript is spliced from 3 exons. NCBI's taxonomy places the organism in Eukaryota, Metazoa, Arthropoda, Insecta, Coleoptera, Staphylinidae. Gene Ontology annotation, biological process: cell surface receptor signaling pathway; adenylate cyclase-activating G protein-coupled receptor signaling pathway. The record is from RefSeq and is a predicted model, not a curated record. Gene Ontology annotation, cellular component: plasma membrane. Gene Ontology annotation, molecular function: G protein-coupled receptor activity.